AUGCCUACGCACCUGCUUCGUAGCCUCUUCCUGUCGUCCCCGGUCCUGGUGUGCUCCAUGGCUGGCCCUGGUGGUCAACCUGCUCGGCGCGCCGCCUCUCCCUCUCCAGCACUCGCGGAUCCGCUCCGGAGGCGGCCUUGCCGGCGGCUUGCCCAGGUGGCGAAGGUGCAUCGGAACCUGUUCCUCGAUUUCAAGGAGUGCCAGGCUCCUCCUGCCCCAAUUCUUGGGGUUCCAGAGGCUUUUACAGCAGACAAAAAUGACCCGAAGCUCAAUCUUGGAGCUGGUGCCUAUAGGACAGAAGAGUUGCAGCCCUAUGUGCUCAGUGUACUAAACAAGCUCACCUUUGCAGGAAUGCCUCUAUGGAUUUAUGCCACUGUGAAGCUCGCCUUUACAGCAGCUCACCGGCAAGGUCUUCUGGAUGGGAUAUGGACUGUUGUAAAUUAUCCUUAUGGCAACAAAUAUGAUGAUGUCAAAUUGCCUGAUAAGAAACCUGCUAGGUUCACUCUUUCCAUUCAGCUAUUAGUGCCGGAAGAGAUUGUCAUCUGCCUGGGAUUCGGUAAUAAUGCUUCUGUCACCAGCCAUACUUUCCUGUUUCCACUGAUAUUUAGGGGCAUGUACCAGAUUUAA
Miscanthus lutarioriparius is the source of this 627-nucleotide messenger RNA. The record is from the annotation of a GenBank genome assembly. Lineage: Eukaryota; Viridiplantae; Streptophyta; Magnoliopsida; Poales; Poaceae.